UUAAAGUUCAGAAAUCAGAGGUUGAGUUUUGUGUAGGUUUACAAAUAGGAGGGAAGAUUUUGUGUGUUAAAAAUUUUAAAAAAUUAUACUUCACAAAUCGGACGUUCCCUCUCUCUCCGUCUCGGAUCGAAGUCGCUCUCUCUCGCACCGGCGCCCUUGGGUCGCUCUCCCUCGCGUUUCUCUCUCCCUCACAGCUGCGCAGACCGAAGGCUCUCUCUUUCUCUGCUCUGGCUAUUAACAGCUGUAGAAGGCCGUACAUUUUCAACCUUCAAGGAGGAUCUCUAAACAGUCUUCUGGCCGAAAGUACUUGGUCUGUUUCCACCCCUACCAUAGUGGGUGCUCUAGAAUUUGAAAUAGAUCUGUUGUCACCUCACUGUGCGAUCACUCACUUAAUGUCUGGAACUCCUCUCUCCAGUCACAAGCAUCACCUCCCCCCCUUAAAAUAUGUUUUCAUGUCCGAUUGGUGGCUUGCCAAGCCUUGCCUUCCACUCCAGGGUUUAGCGGUUGGUGGCAUUGCUUAUGGCCAGAGAGAGAGAAUGUUCUUAUCGACAGUGAUUGCAAAGAGGCACGAGGCGAAUGUCUUGGAGACUGAAGACGGAGUCACUCUUCACUUAAGUAGUUUCAUUAACAGCUCUCGCUCGUUUCAGAAUGGCUUCCCACGUGAGGUAUGUGAAGACUUCUUGUUGGGAUUUCCAGACGAUUGGCAAAAGUACACUGCUCAUAGUUUUAGAGCUAAAUGUGUCGAUGGGCAUACUGGAUUUUGUGAGCCAAAUGCUUCUUUACACAAGAGGGCUAUUGAUCCUAUCCCAUUUUCCAUUCGUGAUCAUCGUUCGGCAGAGAGAUAUGAUUUUUCAUCGUCCAAUGAUGGAAUUCUCAAAGCAAAAACGAAUAUCUGCAAUGAACCAGAGAAUUCAAUUGUCAAUGUUUUAAAGCAAUCCGUAUCAAAAAAUAGUGUGGAAUGCAGUAAUAGCAAGAAAACUGUGGAGGGUGAACGCAAUGACAAUAUUGUGAGUCUUAAAUCGUCUCAGUCACUUGUUGACACGAUGGAUGAUGGUGAAAAUGGAGUCUUAGUAGCUGCACCGAUAAGCCAAGUUGUAAAUCCAAACAACGAUCAAUCUUUGACAGGUGUGUUUGACUGGAAUCCAUGUAAAGUUCAUUCUGGGAAAAGCAUGGUUGGAUCUCCAGUUUCGACAGCGAAAAUCAGAGUAACACAAUCAUCGGGUGACUGCAAGGAGGAACAUGUUAGUCACACUAGAAAAUAUUCGAAAAAAAAUCUCACAUCACUCAAAGAAACCAGUUCUUGUCCAGUUAGAAGAUCUCCCAGGCUGUCAAAGUCAACGAAAUGAGCAAGUAAAACCUGUAUGAGAAACAAGUCGUCAUUCUUUGUUGCGGUAAGAAAUGGAUUAAUUGUUGUUGUUUUGUCAUUGUGUCUUUGCAAUAGGUUUGAGAACGAAUUGAUUCAAGUUAUGUACAUCAUGGAAUGGCUUUCUGUCUAGUAUCAAAAUUCUUGAUUUUUAUACCUGGAUGGCCAUUUUUUUAACAUUAGUUUGUCUGUUAGGCCGACAAAAAUAA
Messenger RNA from Arachis ipaensis, 1572 nucleotides. RefSeq lists its product as uncharacterized. The record is from RefSeq and is a predicted model, not a curated record. NCBI's taxonomy places the organism in Eukaryota, Viridiplantae, Streptophyta, Magnoliopsida, Fabales, Fabaceae.